Messenger RNA from Cygnus olor (mute swan), 2880 nucleotides. RefSeq names its product metastasis associated 1 family member 3 (gene MTA3). Gene Ontology annotation, cellular component: nucleoplasm; NuRD complex. The transcript is spliced from 20 exons. The record is from RefSeq and is a predicted model, not a curated record. Bases 365 to 2536 code for a protein of 723 amino acids. Gene Ontology annotation, biological process: negative regulation of transcription by RNA polymerase II. NCBI's taxonomy places the organism in Eukaryota, Metazoa, Chordata, Aves, Anseriformes, Anatidae. Gene Ontology annotation, molecular function: sequence-specific DNA binding; histone deacetylase binding; transcription coactivator activity.
GGUGGGGGGACGCGGGGGCACCUCAGGGCUGCGAGGGACACAAAGAGCCGGCCGGGGAAGGCGGGCGGAGGCCGCAGUGUCGCGGGGACAAAGCGAGGCCGCCCCACCUGCGGCCGGGCCUGAGUGGGGACCCAAGGGAAGGGAAGGGAAGGGAAAGGAAGGGGGGCGUUCAUUAACCCCCUCCCCACCGGGCGGCUCCGGAAGCGGCCGCCCCGACCCUGCGCUGCCUCCUGUGCCCGGGCGGGGAAGGGGUGGCGCCGGGUGGGGGCGACGCGGGGCGGGGGGGCCGCGGGAGCCGCUCCCUCCUCGCCCAGCCCGGCCCGGCGGCGGCGGCAGGAGGAGGAGGAGGGCGCAGAGCGCAGACAUGGCGGCCAACAUGUACCGAGUGGGAGAUUAUGUUUAUUUUGAAAAUUCCUCCAGCAAUCCGUAUCUCAUUAGGCGAAUUGAAGAGCUUAACAAGACUGCUAAUGGAAACGUGGAAGCAAAAGUGGUGUGUUUUUACAGGCGAAGAGAUAUUUCCAACAGCCUCAUAAUGCUUGCAGAUAAACAUGCUAAAGAAGUUGAAGAAGAGUCUGAAACUACAAUUGAGGUUGACUUGACGGAUAAACAGAAACAUCAGUUGAAGCACAGAGAGCUCUUUCUUUCUCGCCAGUAUGAGUCUCUUCCUGCAACUCACAUCAGGGGAAAAUGCAGUGUUGCACUUCUGAAUGAGACAGAAUCUGUGUUGUCGUAUCUGGAGAAAGAGGAUACUUUUUUUUAUUCAUUGGUGUAUGAUCCAUCACUGAAAACGCUUUUAGCAGACAAGGGAGAAAUCAGAGUGGGGCCUAGAUAUCAAGCAGAUGUGCCUGACAUGCUUGCAGAAGGAGAAUUAGAUGACAGAGAACAGGCAAAGCUGGAAGUAAAAGUAUGGGAUCCAGAUAGCCCCCUUACUGACCGUCAGAUUGACCAGUUUUUAGUUGUAGCACGUGCGGUUGGCACGUUUGCUCGAGCACUGGACUGCAGUAGUUCUGUCAGACAACCUAGUUUACACAUGAGUGCAGCUGCUGCUUCCCGAGACAUCACACUGUUUCAUGCAAUGGAUACGUUGCAUAAGCACAACUAUGAUUUGAGCAGUGCCAUCAGUGUUCUAGUGCCACUUGGAGGGCCUGUCUUGUGUAGAGACGAAAUGGAGGAAUGGUCAGCAUCAGAAGCUAGUUUAUUUGAAGAGGCAUUGGAAAAGUAUGGGAAGGACUUCAAUGACAUUCGACAAGACUUUCUCCCAUGGAAGUCGCUGACUAGUAUCAUUGAAUAUUAUUACAUGUGGAAAACUACUGACAGAUAUGUGCAGCAGAAACGUCUGAAAGCGGCUGAAGCAGAAAGUAAAUUGAAACAAGUAUACAUCCCCACCUACAAUAAACCAAAUCCCAAUCAAAUAUCCAGCAAUAAUGGGAAACCUGCUGCAGUCAAUGGAGCAAUGGGAGCCUCUUACCAGACACAGGCCUCAGUAAUAGGUCGAGCUUGUGAAAGUUGCUAUACUCCACAGUCUCACCAAUGGUAUUCUUGGGGUCCUCCAAAUAUGCAGUGUAGAUUGUGUGCAUCUUGCUGGAUUUAUUGGAAGAAAUAUGGUGGCCUGAAAAUGCCCACACAGACAGAUGAAGAUAAACUGUCUUCCAGUCAACCUACAGAGGAAUCACAUGUUAGAACUCAUAUGUCCCGGCAGGCCACACAGGGAACUCCAGUUCGUAACACUGGAAGUCCAAAGUCAGCAGUGAAAACACGCCAAGCCUUCUUUCUUCACACAACGUGUUGGACAAAACUUGCCCGUCAGGUCUGCAAAAAUACUCUCCGGCUGCGGCAGGCAGCAAGACGUCCCUUUGUCCCUAUUAACUGUGCUGCCAUUAAGGCAGAAUAUGCAGAUCGACAUUGUGAAAUUGCUGGAAAUCCUCUGAAGAUCAAAAGCACCAGAAAGCCACUGUCAUGUAUCAUUGGGUAUUUAGAAAUUCAUCCUGCAGUGAAACCCAAUGUAAUCAGAUCAACAUCAAGCCUUCAAAGUCCAAGUGCAAAACGACUGCUUGCACCCUCCAAUCACUCUUCACUAAGUAUUUUGGGAAAGAGAAACUACAGCCAUCAUAAUGGUCUUGAUGAAUCAUCCAGCCAUACAACAAGAACAAUAAUGCAUGCUGCUCCCCAUGUUCAUAUUACUAACGGUAAGGCCUUGCAAGCCAGUGCAAGUGCCAUUAAGACAAGCACCAUUCCAGUGAUCAAGAGACAGAGGCAAAAUUGGCUUGAUGCUUCAGAUGAUGGUUUCUUUAUAGCUACAGAAGAGACCAGCUCCAUGGUUGCAGAUGGCAUUCCCUGGCCAGGGUUGAUGUGGGAGAUCAGCACAGCACGUACAUUGUCUCCACCUUCACACCAAUGGCGAAAAAUCCGUAAGAAGUUUACCAGAUCGCAGCUGAAAAGAGCUUCCAGAACACCUUGUUCUCCAAUCAUUGCAAAGACAAAGUCUCUCAUGAACAAUAGGCAGGCACGAACAGAGCCAAGAACCAUCAUGCACUGAAGAUAUAACAGCAUCAGCACCAUAAUCAUGUCAAAAUCUUAAUUAUGAAUGCAGAUACAACAGGACCUUCCACAUCUUCAGGACAGACACACUAUAUGAACAUGUUGUGGUUGGGUUCUGUGUCCUGGGCAGGAUCCAACAGCAGCUUUUGUUUUCCCUUGCCUCUGCAAGGGGCUACUUCUGAUUCGCUGUGCAAGCCUAUCAAUGAUCAUCCUGCUAUAUUCCCCUCAUUCCCCAUCAUCAGAGUUGGCUGGUCAGGGAGGGGCUGUUCACACUGACCACACGGAAUAUAGAUGCAAAGUACACCCACCACAUUUGUCCAUGCCUUCUAGUGGUGUGAUAGG